GGGCGAGAGAAAAGGGAGGCCCGCCGCCCGGGCGGUGAGCCUCUUUUGCCCCCCAGCCCGAUCAGCCCCGACCCGGUCCAGGCCCUUGAUUGGCUCUUCCAGGCUGACUGGUGGCGGGCUUCAAUUUCUGCUAAGUUUUAAACCAUGAAAAGAUGUGUGCCGCGGAUAUUUUUCCUUUGUGAUGGCCAUUGUUCGCCCCUGUCAAUUAGGGCAUCCGUAAGGCUCGCAUGGCUCGGAUGGCAGAAUGGGAUUGGACUUGAUCCCAGGGGUUUGGUAUCCAGGUGGAUGCCUGAUGAAGAGAUGUUUGGUGUCCUACAUACCAUGCACGUCUCAGCGAAGAAAUUUUGUUCAGGCAUUAACAUGUAUCUGAUCUGUAGUGGGUGGGGGGAGGAGUCACUCCUGCACCAAGGUAUCAAUGCCUGUAGGAGAUGUUUGAGGUCUAAUUCUAUGUGUACCCAUUCUUUGUCUGUGCAUGCCGAGAAUCGAGACGAACCCCUUUGUCUUGUUGUUCCGGCUCAGGGAUCGACUCCAUCUCAUCUCCAUCUUCUUCCCGCCCCCGUGGGGUUGCCAAUCCUUCACGGUCUGGCCCACUUUGUCAGUGCCAGUUGGCCAGGCAGGAAUUCGUUGUCAACCACAAUGCAAUUAUGCCUCGUGUGAUCGGUCGUUGCUAAGUAGACACACUGGAGAUUCUCAUGCUCUGCUUGUGAUUGGAAUUUCUGUAAAUGAUGUACUCACUGAAUUAGUGCUUAGUCGUAUCGUAAGUCUGUGCGACUUUCCGGGUCACAGCCUCAAUCGCUGCCGCCUGAACAAAGAGAGGAUCCUGUAACGGGGGAUAGUAAUGAUCCCCUUCAA
This is a messenger RNA of Aspergillus vadensis CBS 113365, 852 nucleotides long. RefSeq lists its product as uncharacterized. Lineage: Eukaryota; Fungi; Ascomycota; Eurotiomycetes; Eurotiales; Aspergillaceae. The transcript has a single exon. The coding region runs from base 145 to 657 and encodes 170 amino acids. The record is from RefSeq and is a predicted model, not a curated record.